UGGUAUUGGCAUGAGCUAUUCUAUACGCGUACUCGACUCGAGUCUCCCUCACUCGACUUGAGAGACGAGAAGUCGACUAGAGGCCCGAGUUCAGUAUCCGGUUGACAGCCGGUGAGGCGGCGGCGUCAUGUUUCUCUAGCGUCCGAUACGCGCGCCGCCUCUGCGCGAUUUUCUAUCAUUUGUAAAUAUAUUUUGUACACAAAUAUAUUACGGUCAGUACAAGCGUAAGGACUGCGUGCAAGUGACUGUUACCUGGAUUUAUGAACAUUUAAUAACAUUUGUAGGUACCUAUAUACCGUAAAUAUUUAAGUACAUCGAACUGUUGCAAUACCUACCUUUGAUACAAUUUUAAUUGAGCACUAAAUAGCUAAUAUUACGUUGGUUUUAAUAGCCAAAUUGUAGUGUAAUUAGUAAGUUUGUUAAGAUACCUAUGUUUACGGUUAGUAAAAUUUUUGUGUUAUCGUCAUGUAAAGUAAAAGUGUUACGACUGACUAGUAUUGAAUGAAUUAUAAUUAUUAAUAGUUAGUACGAAAAACUACAAUAUUUAAAAUUGGUGAGGUGAAAUUGAUCGUCAAGUUUGAGGAUAUCUAAAUCAACAAUGGCGGAUCGUGAACGUCCUGCGAAAACCCCCAUCAGGGUGGGUUUUUAUGACAUUGAAAGGACCAUAGGCAAAGGGAAUUUUGCCGUCGUAAAGUUAGCGCGACAUCGAAUAACGAAGACUGAGGUAGCAAUUAAGAUAAUAGAUAAAUCACAAUUAGACGCCAGCAAUCUUCAAAAAGUCUACAGAGAAGUGGAUAUCAUGAAGAGACUGGACCAUCCUCAUAUUAUUAAGCUUUAUCAGGUCAUGGAAACGAAAAACAUGAUCUACAUAGUAUCAGAAUACGCCAGUAAAGGGGAGAUUUUUGAUUAUAUCGCUAGGUACGGCCGGAUGGCGGAGCAGGCGGCUCGCCGAAAGUUCUGGCAAAUCCUAUCCGCUGUUGAAUAUUGUCACGAAAGGCGGAUCGUACAUAGAGAUCUUAAGGCGGAGAACUUGUUACUGGACGCGAACAUGAAUAUCAAAAUCGCAGACUUCGGGUUCAGCAACUACUACGCGACGGGGGAGCUGCUGGCCACGUGGUGCGGGUCGCCGCCCUACGCCGCGCCCGAAGUCUUCGAGGGGAAGCGGUACACCGGCCCUGAAAUUGACAUAUGGAGCCUGGGGGUUGUGUUGUACGUGCUAGUCUGCGGCGCCUUGCCCUUCGACGGUUCUACUUUGCAGUCGCUGAGGGACCGGGUGCUGUCGGGCAGGUUUAGGAUACCCUAUUUUAUGAGUGAAGACUGCGAGUCCCUAAUCCGCAAGAUGCUAGUCCUAGAACCAAUGAAGCGGUAUACGAUAGACCAGAUCAAGAAGCAUCGGUGGAUGUCGGUGGAGCCCUACACGGCGCCCGCAGUGGCCGCCGACCCGAUGCGGAGCCCUGCGCACGUCACGCACCAUACCCAGGAGCCGAAUGAGCAGGUGCUCCGGUUGAUGCAGAGCUUGGGGAUCGAUCCAGUCAAAACCAAAGAAAGUCUUCGCUCGAACAGUUACGACCACCAUGCGGCGAUCUACCUGUUGCUGCUGGAGCGGCUGCGGGCGCGCGCGGCUGGCGGCGACUGCCGUAGGCCGGCGCGCCGGGCCUCCUCCGCCGCCGACCCGGCGCUGGCCAGGGAGGCGCACGACGCGAGGCGAGAACAUCACAAUAGGUUACUGCAUUCGGGCGAACAAUCGAGAGAUUACAACAGAUCUGGCGCGGUACCCGCUGCUCCGGCCGACUCGUCGUCAGCGGAGACGCAGCGGCUGCUGUCGCUCGCGGGUGUGAACAUGACCGAACAAAGGCUUCUGCAGCGAAGCUCUGACCCUUCGGACACGCACCGCAGCUUCCUGGUGGCGAAUCUGGACGCCGCGCGCAGCCACGAGCUGGAGUCCACGCGCCUGUUGUCCAUGCGCAGCAUCGACGUCGCGCAGUCCGCCCAGAGGCUGGGCGCCAAGCCCAGCGACGCGCCCCCGCACCGCCUGCUCGCCUCCACGUACGAACAGCAACAGAACAUCCUCAAACAGUCCAGCGAGGACUGCCGACGGCUGCUGCAGCAGUCCACCACAGUGGGGCCAGAAACUAACAAACCCAAUGCCGAAAGCACGAGGCUUCUAACCUCAUCCAGUUUCGAUUCAAAAUGUGCUAUCGACGGAGGCCGGAGCGCGUCGGCGGCGGACCAUAAUGCGAUAACGAACUUCCUUCAAAAUUCUGCUUCGGCGACUAACUUUAACGUCGAGACGAUCAAACUGCCCAGCUCCACUACAUUCACAAUGUGUUCCGAAGCGGCAAAACUUAUGAAUACGUUACAACAAUCGCCGCUACCUUUAAAGGGUACGUUAAAUCUUAGCACUAGUCCCAUACCCUCUCAAUUCACAGACACGAAACUGAGUAGUGUCUUAGAACAGCCGAAGCCGCUCGAAUCUACUAGAUUAGUCUCCCAGGCUCAGCAGCAAGAUCUCAGUCGAUUGCAAACCAGUACGCCUCCGUUCAAGGAUUACAUGAAUCACCUUCCGAGCUAUUCGUAUCUACAAAACACUGCCCUACCGCCCGCAUCCUCCGAAGCCAAUUAUUCCGCAACGUCGACUUCUAACGAUUUAUUUCCGAGUACGCUUUACAGACCUGAUAGUAAAUUUUCAUUGAAUAGAUAUAGCACCUGUCAAACUUACGCUCCAGUGCUUCCCAAUAAUACAACCGAGCCGACAAAAUUUCAACAGCAGUAUUCGUCAUCGACCGACGAAGGAUGUGAAACCGAUAUGGAAGACGUUGCGAAUAUGCCCAGCGGAGUACAAAACAGGUUAAGUUCAUAUGCGAGUUCCAGUUCCAGUAGUGGAGUAGUCACUUUUUUUAACAACAAAAGCCUCAGUCAGAACCUCAGUUGCGAUUCAUCGCAGAGCAAUUUUUCAACGUUCGAAAGCAUAGACUACCAGCUGUCGGACGAGCUGGCCAGCAGUCUGCCGAGUUGCACAUCCAAUGAAGAUAAGCUAGCGUAUGAAAACAACUCCCUCGUCAACACUAGUCCGAUGCAUCCUUGCGUUUAUAUCUCUUCGUACAACAGUAAGGGGCCCGGCACCGGAUUUAUCGCGCGACAUAAUCCCAUUAACUACCAGUCCGCCAACAAAAACUGCCAGCGGUCCAUCACGCGGAGUCCCGUGGACUUCCGCGAGGGCCGCCGCGCCAGCGACGGCCUCGUGGCGCAGCAGGCGGCGCAAGCCAACGACUCGCAGAAGAAUACUCUAGCCUUCAAUAGCCAAAGGUUAAACGAAAACUGUAAAGCGAAGGGUGUUUUAGAACUUCACCUCGUUCAAAAAGAAGCGCAACAGUUAAAAACUCAGUACCAGUCCUCACUGCCGGCGGAGGAAAUGACGCAGAGACAAAUUCAGCACAACCAGUUCGCAGCUAGCUACACCCCACACUAUUUAGAUACCAAACAUCCUACGCCCAAGAGAAUAAGUCUCCCCGAAAGCUUCAAUUACUCAAGCACUUCUCCGCCGAUGCCAGCGAGUCCUAAGAUGGUCGCUGCUCUUCAGGAUCCUUUGGAGCUGGCGCACGGAGCGUCUCUGUCCCAAGUCAGCAAACCUCCCCUCCAGCAGCAGCUAAUGCAGCACAGACUGUUCCAGCAGAAGCGGCAACUGCUGCAGAAACAGAUGACUCCGCCCAACCUGCCCGCGCACGACAUGGGGCCCCUGCACAGCCUGCAAGUCGGCCUCAGCCGGCGGCAGAUGCUCCGGCAACAGAGUUACAAAAUAGCACAGCAACAGCAAAUCCUGCCGCCCUUGCCGCUGACGGAGUCCGAGAACAGGGACUUGCUCGCGUUCCAGGCGAUAGUCGAAGACCCGAAUCGGAUGAAGGGCAAAGGCGAGGAGAGCCAGGAGGAGGCGAAAUUCACGUAUCAAGGUUCGAUGGACAUCAGUAUACACCAGGACAGAUUAGGGAACGAGAACUGGUCCAACUUGCCGUCCAGCCUGCAGAGCGCCUGCCAGAUCUCGGAGCUGAGCCGGCGCGAGGCGCGCGAGGGCGAGGCGGAGGGCGCGCCGCUGUGGCCGGGCCAGUGGGGCGCCGCGCUGUUCCAGCCGCAGGCCUGCUUCCAGGUAUUCCAACAGAUCAACUAGUAGAUCUCCACGUAGGAGUAGUCGUAGCUGGUAGUGGCGAUUGUUGCACGCGUUAUGUAGCCCGCUCCACGACACGUACACUUUUUUCCAUAGCCUUAAACGAUAUGAAAAGUGAAAAUAUUUCGAAGGUGUUGCAGCUAAUAAUUUUCACGAUAUUGAGCCCUGUUUUACAGGCCAUACCGCGGUAAAUUCUUGUUUUAAUAAAUGGUAAAUUGUUGCGUGAAAUGGACUCGGAGGCCGAGCGAUAUUAUUUGUCGGAGUUUAAGGCCGCUGCUAGGUGGAACUUUGGUCUCAUUGUAGUCGUAUUCGUUUAUAUUUACGCGGAAGACUCUGAUGUUGAAAACUGAAAGGCAUGAAAUGAACAGUAGAAUGCAUGACAAUAACUAGUGCUUUAAAUAAAAUAGCUCGUGAACCACGAGAUUAUCGACAUUAUUUUAUCAAAUAGUUGCCGUUUGUUUAGUAAAAUGAAUACAACUUUAAUAACAAUUUAUAAAUUUUAGAUCAAUAUUGAAAUUGUAUCCAGUAGUACCUAUAGGUAUUUAAUUUGUAUUCAUCAAUUUUAACAUUCAUUCCUGUUGGUUAAUACUGACGUUCUCUUUAUGUUUGACCAAUUCCUAUACUUUAACUUGCCAAAUAUUGUAUUAUAUUUAAAUAAUGUAUAAUAUUAAUUAAUUGCAUUUUAAAAUGUACUGCAAGCAUCACUAGAUAAUGUUCCUACAUAUUUAUUCAUAAUUAAUCAGCCCCAACGGUAUCUAUAUAAAAUAGAUAAUAUUUUCGAAAAUGUGCUUCGAGUGACUAUUUAUGAUUACUAUAUUGUAAGCAUAGUUACCUCUAAUCGUUCGGAAAUUAGUUUUCUUAUGUGAGUCUGUAUUAUACAGGUUUUUAUUAUUAUUUGCUAAGUAUAAUGUAAUAUUCUAUGUAAGAUGUGAUAGCUUUACUUAGAAGCAAGUUUUAUUUAAAAAUAUAAGUAAAUGUAAAAUUUAUAAUA
Maniola jurtina (meadow brown) is the source of this 5150-nucleotide messenger RNA. It is a transcript of the gene Sik2, whose product is annotated as serine/threonine-protein kinase SIK2. Gene Ontology annotation, cellular component: cytoplasm. The coding region runs from base 599 to 4162 and encodes 1187 amino acids. The transcript has 9 exons. The record is from RefSeq and is a predicted model, not a curated record. Lineage: Eukaryota; Metazoa; Arthropoda; Insecta; Lepidoptera; Nymphalidae. Gene Ontology annotation, molecular function: tau-protein kinase activity; ATP binding; protein serine/threonine kinase activity. Gene Ontology annotation, biological process: protein phosphorylation; microtubule cytoskeleton organization; intracellular signal transduction.